Molecule: messenger RNA, 1483 nt
Organism: Glycine soja
Lineage: Eukaryota; Viridiplantae; Streptophyta; Magnoliopsida; Fabales; Fabaceae
Product: probable pectinesterase 29
Exons: 5
Coding region: 124-1134 (336 amino acids)
Biological process (GO): cell wall modification
Molecular function (GO): pectinesterase activity
Source: RefSeq, a predicted model, not a curated record
UCAAUUGAUUAUUGCAAACAAGGUUGGACCUUGUCUCCUCUUGUGUGAGGGCUCUUACUUUUACUUCUUAAUCUUCUCAGCAUUCCAUCAAUUGCUUGUUUUUUAUCUUUUUGAUCCAUCAUCAUGUCUCUUCAUUGGUGUUGCUUUGUGUGUCUCUUUCUUUUGGUGGGAUUGAGAGCAGAGGUAGCUAAUGCUCAGUUUUAUAGAAAUGUUGGAAAUAAACAUUUACCUUACUGGUCAAUAGUGGUGGAUCAAUCAGGGCAUGGAAACUUCUCUACCAUACAAUCUGCCAUUGAUUCAGUGCCUUCUAAUAACAGGUAUUGGGUUUCUAUCAAGGUGAAGGCAGGUACAUACAGAGAAAAAGUGAAGAUUCCUUACGAUAAGCCUUUCAUCAUACUAAAAGGGGAGGGAAAGAGGAGAACUUUAGUUGAGUGGGAUGAUCACAAUGAUAUUUCUCAGAGCCCUACGUUUGCAGCCAUGGCUGACAAUCUUGUUGUCAAAUGCAUGAGCUUUAGGAACUCAUACAACAAUCCAAUAAAUAAUAAACACGAGAAUGUGCCUGCUGUGGCUGCGAUGGUAAGUGGCGACAAGGCUUAUUUUUUCAGAGUUGGUUUCUUUGGUGUACAAGACACUUUAUGGGAUGUUGCAGGAAGACAUUACUACAUGCUUUGUACCAUGCAAGGUGCUGUUGAUUUUAUCUUUGGUGCUGCCCAAUCUUUAUUUGAGAGGUGUUCCAUAUCUGUUAUUGGUGGGGCCCUAGCUCCGGGCCUCUCGGGUUUUAUUACAGCACAAGGCAGAGAAAAUUCACAAGAUGCAAAUGGGUUUGUUUUCAAAGACUGCCAUGUGUUCGGAAGUGGGUCGAGUUACUUGGGGAGGCCUUGGAGAAGUUAUGCCAGGGUUUUGUUCUACAACACCACCAUGACCAACGUUGUACAACCUAGUGGUUGGACUUCAUCGGAUUUUGCUGGAUAUGAGGGUCGCAUAACAUUUGCAGAGUAUGGAAAUUUUGGGCCAGGUUCUGACCCUUCUAAGCGAGUGAGUUGGACCAAGAAGUUGGAUUUGAAAACAAUUGAGAACAUGGCAAGCCUCAAGUUCAUUGACACUGAAGGUUGGCUUCAAAACCAACAGUUCUAAGGCUGAUAUCGAUCUGAAAAAGGAAUUGCAGGCCCAAAAAUUUAAUAAACAAAUAAUAAUAAAAAAGCAUCAGCAGCUUCAACUGUAUGAGGAACAACUGCAUGAUCAAGUAGUUUACUACCAUCAUGUGGUUUUGACGAUGAAUCUUCGUAUGAUAUAUUAUUAACUCUUUUUAUAUAUUAAAUAAUUUAGUUACGUGUUAUAUAUGUAAAUAUUAGCCGAAAUAUGAUGCUUAUGAUAGAUAUAUACACUAUGGUUGCCGUGUAUUUAUAUGAUGUGUGUAUAACUCGUAAAUAUAUUUGUAGUGAAUUUUGUUAUAGGCAUAUGCACUGAUAUGUGCUUAGAUUUA